AUGUCGGCGUCCGCUCGAAUCGUCCCCAGGGCCUCGGUCCUGCGCGCCUCGAGACUCCCUCAGCGCCUCGCCCAGCGACCCUUCCACUCAUACGACCACCCGCCGCCUCCCGGUACUUUUGGCGAUGCCGAAAAGGCCAUUCUCUCUGCUGCGUACAAACACAUUCCCGAGUAUGGCUUCUCCCAAAAGACCCUCGGACUCGGCGCUCGAGACGCGGGUUAUCUCGACAUCAGUGCCACUGUCAUCCCCGACGGUGCCUUUGGCCUGAUCCGAUAUCACCUUGCUACACAGCGCGAGGCUCUGGCAGCCCGCAGCAAGGAGCUUUUCCCAGAAAACGAUCAGUCUGGAAUUGCGACGAAGGUGGAAGCUUUGACAUGGGAGCGACUCAUGGGCAACAAGGAGGUCUUGGAUCGUUGGCAAGAGGCCCUGGCCAUCAUGGCUCAGCCAAGCUACGUCCCCGCCUCCCUCAAGGAGCUUGCCAAGCUCUCGGACGAGAUCUGGUUCCUGUCUGGCGACAAGGCCGUCGACCCCUCAUGGUACUCGAAGCGCGCGAGCCUCUCCAUGAUUUACAGCACGAGCGAGUUAUUCAUGACCAACGACCGAUCCCCCGACUUCAUCGAGACGAGGCAAUUCCUCCAGCGAAGGCUAGGCGAGGUCAAGUCACUCGGCAGCCUCGUCGGGUCCUUUGGCCAGUGGGCUGGCUUCACAUUCAACGCGGGCGUCAACGUGCUAAGGAGCAAGGGAGUCCGCAUCUAG
Fusarium keratoplasticum is the source of this 756-nucleotide messenger RNA. Its product is annotated as Ubiquinone biosynthesis protein. Gene Ontology annotation, biological process: ubiquinone biosynthetic process. The transcript is spliced from 2 exons. Lineage: Eukaryota; Fungi; Ascomycota; Sordariomycetes; Hypocreales; Nectriaceae. The coding region runs from base 1 to 756 and encodes 251 amino acids. The record is from RefSeq and is a predicted model, not a curated record. Gene Ontology annotation, molecular function: lipid binding. Gene Ontology annotation, cellular component: mitochondrial inner membrane.